Molecule: messenger RNA, 1500 nt
Organism: Cylas formicarius (sweet potato weevil)
Lineage: Eukaryota; Metazoa; Arthropoda; Insecta; Coleoptera; Brentidae
Product: juvenile hormone epoxide hydrolase 1-like
Exons: 5
Coding region: 78-1454 (458 amino acids)
Biological process (GO): epoxide metabolic process
Molecular function (GO): epoxide hydrolase activity
Source: RefSeq, a predicted model, not a curated record
GUAAAAAUAACUGAACAUCAACCCGAGAACGUAUCGAGAUAAAUUUUCGGCUUCAUGCGAAUUUCGCGAUAUUAAAGAUGGCGUGCGCGUUGUGUUACGCGGGUCUGGUGGGCAUCGUCUCCGUCGCGUACUACCUCUACGCCAAGUAUGUGAAGAGUCAACCGCUGCCCCCCAUCGACGAGCCCUGGUGGGGCAAGGGAGAACCUUUUGAAGAGGAUGAAGCCAUUAAGGAGUUCAAGAUCAACGUUUCCGAUCAGGUCAUAGAAGAUCUCCAUCACAGGCUCACGAAUCACGUCCCGUUCGAACCGCCACUGACAAAAGACCAAAAGUACGGUAUAAACACCAACUUGCUGAAAACCGUGGUAGAUCACUGGAGGGACGAGUACUUACCUGGCUGGAGAGACAGGGAGCAAUUCCUCAACCAGUAUCCCCAAUAUGAAACCAGUAUUCAGGGCCUCAAGGUGCAUUUCCUGAGAAUCAAGCCGGAAAAUGCGGACGGGCUGGAAAUCGUUCCGAUCUUGCUGGUCAAUGGGUGGACCAGCUCGUUCAGGGAGUACUACGAGGUCAUACCGAAACUGACCAACCCGCAGCAAGGCAACAAUUUUGUGUUGGAUUUGGUCAUCCCUUCGAUUCCUGGAUUCGCCUUUUCCGAAGGCCCGGCCAAGCCCAACCUAAACACCGCUCAUAUAGCGACGAUUUUCAAGAAUUUAAUGAAGCGCCUGAACAUCGACAGGUACUACAUUCACGGUACCGAUUGGGGAGCUGCCGUCACUCAAGAUAUGGCCACCAUGUUUCCCCAGCAGGUCUUAGGUUUUCACAACGCAAUGCCGGUAGUAGCCACCCCGUUAGGCAAGUUGAAAUUGCUCGUGGGUAGCGUAUUGCCAUCGCUGAUGGGCAUAUCGAAAUGGGAGUACAAGCGGAUAUACCCACUCUCCAAAACGAACCAGCGAUUCUACCGGGAAACCGGAUAUUUUCACUUACACGUGACUAAGCCUGAUACUGUUGGAGUGGCCCUUAGGGAUAGUCCGGUGGGCACUGCGGCUUACCUGCUGGAGAAAUUCAUUACGCUGACGAAUCUCGAGUGGGCAAACAUGGAAGACGGCGGACUCACUAGGAAGUACUCAUUGACGCAGCUCCUCGACAACAUCAUGAUUUAUUGGGUCAGCAGAUGCAUGACGACGUCCAUAAGGAUAUACGCCUUCGGGUUUGGGCAAUACGAGCGAAAAAUUAACCUGGAAAGGGUGCCGGUGAUAGUACCAACCGGCUUAGCUAGGUUCGCCAAUGAAAUGUUUUACCCGUUGCCCAAAGCCGCUCACGAAGGUAAAUACGCCAAUUUGGUGCACGUUUCGGAUUUACCAGAUGGAGGGCACUACCCCGCGUUGGAGGUACCUGAACUCUUCGCAAGGGAUCUGUUGAAAUUUGUCGACACGGUUAGGAAGCUGAGAGUUUGUUGAUUGUAGUUUGUCUUUAAUUUUAUUUUUCUUCAUAAUAAAAUGUAUA